GACUCCAUCAAUGAAAUGGAUGAGUUUUUCAACCCCAUUCACACCUACCAAGUAUGCAACGUCAUGACCCCUAACCAGAACAACUGGCUGCGGACUAGCUGGGUGCAGCGGCAUGGGGCCCACCGGGUUUACGCAGAGAUCCGUUUCACUCUGCGGGACUGCAACAGCAUGCCAGGGGUCCUGGGCACAUGCAAAGAAACCUUUAACCUCUACUACCUCCAGUCCGACCGCGACUUGGGCAGCACCACCCGGGAGAGCCAGUUUGUGAAGAUCGACACCAUUGCAGCUGACGAGAGCUUCACCAACGUGGACCUGGGGGUCCGGCGGCUCAAGCUCAACACGGAGGUGCGUGGUGUGGGGCCGCUGAGCAAGCGAGGCUUCUACCUGGCCUUCCAGGACAUUGGGGCCUGCAUCGCCAUUGUCUCCAUCCGCGUCUACUACAAGAAGUGCCCAGGCAUGGUGAGGAACUUAGCGUCUUUCUCUGAGGCGGUAACUGGAGCAGACUCCUCGUCCCUUGUGGAGGUGCGGGGCGAGUGUGUGGGGCAUUCGGAGGAAAGAGACACCCCCAAAAUGUACUGCAGUGCUGAGGGGGAAUGGCUGGUGCCCAUUGGGAAAUGUGUGUGCAGUGCUGGCUACGAAGAGCAGAGGGACUCGUGUCUAGCCUGUCCACUGGGUUUUUACAAGUCGUCCCCUGGGGAUCAGCUGUGUGCCAAAUGCCCUUCCCACAGCUAUUCUGAGACCAAGGCUGCGCAGGUGUGUCACUGUGAGGGAAGCUUUUACCGAGCAGCACAGGACCCUCCUUCAGCAGCAUGCACACGCCCCCCAUCUGCUCCCAUGAACUUGCUCUCCAGUGUGAAUGGCACUUCGGUCAGCCUGGAAUGGGCCCCACCCCAGGACCGAGGAGGCCGCAGCGAUGUCAUAUACAAUGUGGCCUGUCGCCGCUGUGUGUGGGACUCAGGGCAGUGCGAGCCCUGUGGUGCCGGGAUCCGCUUCGUGCCCCAGCAGAUGAACUUAGCCCAGGGCUCCCUGGCUGUUGGCAACCUCUUGGCCCACACCAACUACUCCUUCUGGGUGGAGGCCAUCAACGGGGUCUCCGAACUAAGCCUCGAGCCACCGAGAUUUGCUGCUGUCAACAUCACCACAAACCAGGCAGCUCCUUCCCAAGUGCUGGCAAUUCACCAGGAGAACGUGGGUCAAAACAGCGUCACACUCCUCUGGCAGGAGCCAGACCAACCUAAUGGCAUCAUUCUGGAAUAUGAAAUCAAGUACUAUGAGAAGGACAAAGAGAUGCAGAGCUACUCCACCCUGAAGUCCAAAGGCAACAGCAGCACCGUCUCAGGCCUGAAGCCCGCCACUCGCUACGUCUUCCAGGUCCGAGCUCGCACCUCUGCUGGCUGUGGCAGAUUCAGCUUAGCAGUGGAGGUGGAGACCGCCAAAGCAAUUCCCCAUUAUGACACCACAACGGUUGUAUGGAUCUGCCUGACGCUCAUCAGUGGCCUCGUUGCCCUGCUCUUGUUUCUGAUCUGCAAGAAGAGACACUGUGGCUACAGCAAGGCCUUCCAGGACUCAGACGAGGAGAAAAUGCAUUAUCAGAAUGGGCAGGGUAAGUGCAGAACCGCCUUUUAUCCGGUGGCCUACUGUCCAUCACCAUUUCCUGAGUCAAAGUUCUACGUGGAGCCGCACACGUAUGAGGACCCCUGCCAAGCUGUGCAUGAGUUCACGCGAGAAAUUGAAGCCUCCAGGAUUAAAAUCGAGAGAGUCAUUGGUUCUGGAGAGUCCGGAGAGGUCUGCUACGGCCGCCUGAAAUUGCCCGGGAAGAGGGAGGUGCCAGUGGCGGUCAAGGCUCUGAAGGCUGGUUACACGGAGAAGCAGCGGCGGGACUUCCUGAGCGAAGCCAGCAUCAUGGCCCAGUUCGACCACCCCAACGUCAUCCACCUGGAGGGGGUGGUCACCAAAAGCAAAUUAGUCAUGAUUGUGACCGAGUACAUGGAAAACGGCUCGCUGGAUUCCUUCCUCCGGAAACACGACGGGCAAUUUACAGUACUUCAGCUGGUUGUCAUGUUGAGGGGCAUCAGUGCUGGCAUGCGCUACCUCGCAGACCUGGGCUACGUGCACCGUGACUUAGCGGCCCGUAACAUCCUGGUCAAUGGCAACUUGGUCUGCAAAGUCUCCGACUUCGGCUUGUCGCGAAUCCUGGAGAACAAUCCGGAUGCUGCUUAUACUACCACGGGCGGGAAGAUCCCCGUUCGGUGGACAGCGCCUGAGGCCAUCACGUACCGAAAGUUCUCCUCAGCCAGUGAUGUGUGGAGCUACGGCAUCGUCAUGUGGGAAGUGCUAGCCUAUGGGGAGCGGCCUUAUUGGAACAUGACCAACCGGGAUGUCAUUCAGUCUGUAGAGGAGGGUUAUCGGCUGCCUGCCCCUAUGGGCUGCCCUACAGCCUUGCAUCAGCUCAUGCUGGAUUGCUGGCAGAAGGACCGCAAUGAGAGGCCACGCUUCUCCCAGAUCGUUGGCAUCCUGGACAAGCUGAUACGCAACCCACAGAGCCUGAAGUGUACGGCCACGGUCAACCGCAUGCAGGGGCCCAGUUGGGCAAAGAGCAUCGAUCUUCGAGGCUGCAUUGAUUUCACCAGCUGCGCUACUGUGGAAGAGUGGCUGGACUCCAUUCGGCUGGGCCGAUACCGAGAGAACUUUGCUCUGGCUGGCUACUCAUCCCUCGGCAUGGUGAUGCGGAUGAAUAUUGAGGAUGUGCAGAGCUUGGGAAUCAGCUUGACUGGACACCAGAGGAAGAUUCUGACCAGCAUCCAGAUCAUGCGGUCUCAGCUACUCAACACCAUGGGCUCCAGAAGACACCUGUGA
This is a messenger RNA of Elgaria multicarinata webbii, 2856 nucleotides long. RefSeq names its product EPH receptor A8 (gene EPHA8). Gene Ontology annotation, biological process: axon guidance; protein phosphorylation; ephrin receptor signaling pathway. Gene Ontology annotation, cellular component: dendrite; plasma membrane. The coding region runs from base 16 to 2856 and encodes 946 amino acids. The record is from RefSeq and is a predicted model, not a curated record. The transcript is spliced from 16 exons. NCBI's taxonomy places the organism in Eukaryota, Metazoa, Chordata, Lepidosauria, Squamata, Anguidae. Gene Ontology annotation, molecular function: ATP binding; transmembrane-ephrin receptor activity; protein binding.